This is a messenger RNA of Exophiala xenobiotica, 1062 nucleotides long. RefSeq lists its product as uncharacterized. Bases 174 to 611 code for a protein of 145 amino acids. The record is from RefSeq and is a predicted model, not a curated record. NCBI's taxonomy places the organism in Eukaryota, Fungi, Ascomycota, Eurotiomycetes, Chaetothyriales, Herpotrichiellaceae. The transcript is spliced from 3 exons.
CUUCUCGUUGUCAUUGGCAGCCUGCGCUGGGUCAUCAAUACCGACGUCAGACGAGGCCCUUGGUUCUCAGCUUCUUACUACGAGCGACUGCUUCUACAAACACUUGCCUCCUCAAGUAAGCUUCCCUGACAGAAUUGAAGCGAUCGACCGCGGCCGAAGAAUACUGUUACAUCAUGUCGAACGAUCUGAAGGAAGAGAACACGCCCGACCUCAAGGUCGACGAGAGUCCCAUCUCACCCCUCGAGCGCCGCAAUUCCCUCGAGAAACACUUGCAGAUGCGACCAGAGGCCCAGGAUCUGAAGAACAGACACAUCCUGCUCGACACAAACGCUGCUCCGUCCCUCCAAGCCAAGCAGCUGGAACUUGAGCGUCAACAACACUAUGACAGCCUGAAGAAGAACCUCGAGAAGCGGCCGGAUCGUGAGGAGUUGGUCGAGAGAAACAUUCUCCCCGAUUCCACGGCGGCCCCCGCCCUACAAGCCAGCCAACGCAGUCUCGAGAAGCACAUGCGAGCCGAUAGCCUCGAACAGAAGAUACAGCAGAGACCCAAGCCGGAACAGUUGGUCAAAGAGGGUAUCCUGGAAGCAGAUGAGAAUCCGGUCAAGGAAUAAACAAGCGAUAUAUCUGUUGUCUUUGGCUCAGACAUGAUGUGAUGUGGUGGCAUCGGCAAGGUUGAUGGCAAACAGACAAACAAAUGCUUCAGUAGCUCAUAAUAUAGCCCAGCAUUUGGAACUUGCCAAUCCCUUUUGCAUGAACAGCGCUGUGACAUAUUUUCGCGGUCCGGAAUUGCCUCCCCAGUGCCGAAACUGAGGGCGUUAACCAGCACUUCCCUCUGCACAGGACACCAUGUAUCCUUCCUCUGACCGAACACGCGGCAUCUCGCAGAACUCUUUUCUCGUCAUGGACAUCAACACUCUCGGAUACCUUCAGGUGAGCAGCAUCAGGACCAAGGUUAAUAACUCUCAACCUCGGGCCUCUCUCUAUCCUUAUCCUCCCCAAGGUCCGGCCUCCACCCCUUCGGCCUCUCCUUGCCUCUGACGAUCAUACUAUACACACCAUUCU